AUGAGGUUCGACGACCAGAAGCUGCUCAUCGCAAACCGUGGCGAGAUCGCCCUCCGCAUCCUCCGCACCGCACGAAAACUUGGCCUUCACACUAUCUCGAUCUACUCUCCCGCAGAUGCGACCGCACCCCACGCCUCGGUCGCGGACCAAUCUGUCCCUCUUCGCGAAAGCCUCUCGUACCUGGAUGUCGACGAGGUCGUGCUUGCUGCCGUAAAGUCUGGCGCGACGCUCGUGCAUCCCGGUUACGGAUUCCUCUCCGAAAACGCAGAACUCGCGAGAAAACUUGAUGAGCAUGGCAUCACGUUCCUGGGGCCGAGCGCGGAAGUGAUACACAAGAUGGGGUUGAAGCACGAGGCGCGGACGAUGGCGAAGGAGGCAGGGGUACCUGUCGUACCUGGAACUGAGGGGCUGGUCACGUACGUACGCGAUGCGGUCAAGGCGGCGGAUUUGAUCGGGUGGCCGGUUAUGUUGAAGAGUACCGCAGGGGGAGGUGGCAUGGGACUGGUCGUCUGCAAUGACGCGAAACAGCUGGAGGACAAGUUCGAGGCUACGAAAGGUCGGGCCAAAUCCCUGUUCAAGAACGACGGCCUCUUUCUCGAACGUUACAUACCGUCCGCUCGACACAUCGAAGUACAGGUCUUCGGCGAUGGCCACGGACACGCGAUACACAUGGGCGAACGCGAGUGCAGCGUCCAACGAAGGCAUCAAAAAGUCCUUGAAGAGUCACCAAGUUCGUUCAUGGACAAACAUCCAGACGUACGACAGAAGAUGUAUGAUGCAGCGGUGAAGCUAUGUCAGUUAAUCAAGUACGGAUCUGCGGGGACAGUCGAGUUUAUCGUGGACGAUUCGACUGCCGAGUUCUUCUUCCUGGAGAUGAAUACCCGCCUGCAAGUCGAACACCCGAUCACAGAGGCCGUUCAUCCCGGUCUUGACCUCGUAGAGCUCAUGAUUAAGCAAGGCAUCGCGGAACGCGCUGGCGUCCACCUAGCGCCCGAUCUCAUGGACCAGUCACGCUAUGGAUCGAACACCGCACAACUUCACGCCAUCGAAGCGCGGGUGUACUGCGAGAACCCUGCAGCCAACUUCAAGCCAUCGCCUGGGGUGCUCCAACUCGUAGAAUUCCCGAAAGAAGACUGGCUCAGGCUCGAAAACUGGGUUGGCACCGGCACUACGGUUACACCCUUUUACGAUCCGCUGGCAUGCAAGCUGAUCGUUACCGGUACUUCACGAUCUGAGGCUGUCUCGCGUCUGAAGCAGGCUCUAUCGGAAACAAAGAUUCUCGGUUCGCCGAACAACGUCUCGUACCUCGACGCUGUAUGUAGCUCGAAGACUUUCCAGCACGGGAACGCCAUGACCACAUUUUUGGAGCACUUCAAGUUCACGCCCAGAGCAAUGGACGUCAUUGCGGGCGGGGUUGAGACCACCGUUCAAGAUCUGCCUGGGCGCCUGACCGGGCUCGGUAUGCCUCGUAGCGGGCCUAUGGACCCCAUGGCAUUCAUGGCGGCGAACGCGCUCGUUUCGAACGACGUCAACGCCGAAGCUCUCGAAGUUACUCUCACCGGUUGCAAACUGUACUUCCACGCAUCAACCGUCGUCGCGGUUUGCGGUCCUCCGGUAUCGCUGACUAUCAACGGGGAGCCGGAGAAGAUAUGGACGAAGGUGGUGGUACCGGCGGGCGGCAGGCUGGUCGUCGGGACCUUGAAGGAGAAAGGGAUGAGAGUUUACGUUGGAGUGAGGGGCGGGUUCCCGGGGAUACCGAAGUAUCUGGAAUCGAAGUCCACAUCCAUGGGAUUAGGAGGGUAUCAGGGACGCUCAUUGACUGCCGGUGAUCAUAUCGAGCUGGGCGAUUGCGCACCAAAAGACGACGAGCUAGGGGCCGCGCCGAUACCAUCAUCAUUGAUUCCUGAUUACCCGGAUGCAUGGGAGAUACUAUGUCUUGCCGGCCCACACGGUGAUGAGGAUUUCGUCACGCCCGCGGGUGUUGAAGCGUUCUACUCGACGAACUGGAAAGUCAGCGCAUCUAGCAAUCGCAUGGGGAUUCGGCUAGAGGGACCCAAGCUUCAGUGGGCUCGUCCGAAUGGUGGAGAAGGCGGUUCGCAUCCCAGCAAUAUCCAUGAUAAUGGCUACGCCCUCGGCUCCAUCAACGUCAACGGCGACACGCCCGUCAUAUUGACUAACGAAGGUCCGGACAUGGGCGGUUACGUAUGUUUCUGCACUGUCGCCACCUCAGAAAGGUGGAAGCUAGGGCAACUGCGCCUGGGGUGCACCAUUCGCUUCCGGCGCAUAUCAUUCGAAAAGGCCUCGGGGCUCACUCGGCUCCAACACGAUUGGAUAUCAGCAGUGCAAGACCACGUACGAACCGGACAAUCGACGUGGCCCGUUCGUGGCGCAGACGAACCAGAAUCUGAAGUAUCCUCGCAUCCCAAGCUGCUGAUUCUGGAACCGUCACUGUCGAAUCCGCGACCAAGGGUGGUUUUCCGGCAGGCCGGCGACUCGGCCGUUCUGGUGGAAUAUGGGCCGAUGCUUCUUGACUUCGCCAUGCGUGUUCGCGUUCACGCUCUGGAGGGUGGAGUGCUUCGUCGCCAAGUCAACGGCAUCCGUGGUUUUGCGCCAUGCAUACGAUCAACUAUGGUACACUACGAUCCCCUGGAAAUUUCGCAGGACAAUGUCCUCUCUAUACUGGUCGAGGUUGAGAAAUCUUUGCCUAACACCUUGGAAUCUAUGGAGUUCCCUGGGCGAAGGAUUACCCUUCCCAUUGUGCUGGACGAUCGAUGGAAUAGGGAGGCUCUGGAACGCUACAUGCGGAGCAUACGGGACAAAGCGGUGUACUUGCCCAGCAACGUAGAAUAUCUCGCCAAGAACAAUGGACUGGAUGGAGGAGAGGCCGAGGCUUUGAAGCUCCUCGUGCAAUCAGACUUCCUCGUGUUUGGCGUCGGGUUCUAUCUAGCUUGUCCGUUCCUCAUACCCAUAGACCCCAGAUGCCGGCUCGUCGCGCAGAAGAUGAACCCGUCGCGGACGUAUACUCCCCGGGGGGCCAUCGGCAUCGCUGGUUUGGUAGCAGCCAUAUAUCCCGUCGAGUCUCCGGGCGGUUAUCAGCUGUACGGUCGGACUCUACCGGCUUGGCAGACAUGGGGCAAAGGACCAGAUUUCCAACCCGACAGGCCUUGGCUACUGAACGCGUUCGACCAAGUGAGUUUUCCUUCCCAAAGAAACCCUCCGCCCGGAUCGAGCGCCUACCCGUGUGCUUAUGAUAUCCAGAUUGAAGAGGCGACGUUCUCCAUGGCGCGGUAUACGGCAUUUGUGGACUCCAUCGCAGACGAGGUCGCUGUAUACAAGCACAAGCAGAGUGCCGCUGUGGCGAAACAGGAGGCAAUAGAGGCCGAGCUACUGGCGCAGUGGGAGGCCGAGAAGGCUAAGAUUGCGCAGGACAAUGGACCCAAUGCCGUGGACACUACAGCGGAAGGGGGCGCUUCGGUGACCUCUUCCAUGUCGGCGUCGAUUUGGAAAAUACGCUGCGAGGUCGGCGAUGUGGUGCAGUCCGCAGAGGACGUGUUGGUCAUCUUGGAGGCCAUGAAGACGGAGAUCAAUGUCGAAGCAGGCGAAGAGAACGUAGGCAGGAGGGUGAAGGCGUUUGGCAGGGGCAUCCGGGAGGGCACGUCAGUCAACGCCGGCGAUGUUCUGGUCGUUUUCGAAUGA
Molecule: messenger RNA, 3696 nt
Organism: Punctularia strigosozonata HHB-11173 SS5
Lineage: Eukaryota; Fungi; Basidiomycota; Agaricomycetes; Corticiales; Punctulariaceae
Product: urea amidolyase
Exons: 19
Coding region: 1-3696 (1231 amino acids)
Molecular function (GO): metal ion binding; ATP binding
Source: RefSeq, a predicted model, not a curated record